AUGGAUUUUGUUGUGGUGGUUUCCGAGGUUCCGCUUGUUCCUGUGCCGCCAACGAUUUCUUACCCGCGCAAAUUGGAACGAUACAUUCUUAUGGUAAUUUUUUAUCUUUGAAACAGUUUCAUAAUUUGCCUUUCUUUUGUAGGGUUAUCCCAAUGUCAACUCGAGUUAUGAGGCACUUGAAGGGAUCUUUUCAUCUGUUCAACUCGAUAAUAAAGGCCGCGUGCGUGGUUCAAGUGGAAGUCAGAGAGGAUACAGCGGUGGACCUAUCUUCAACUACAAAGGCGAGCUGCUUGGCAUCAAUGUUGCAAAUGAAUCUUCAACGAAAUUUAUUGGACUAAGCAGUCGAAGCACGAUAGGCGAGCUUUUCAAUGAGAUUAAUGCUGCUUUUUCGUCUCUUUCAGUCAUUGUACCAGUCUACUAUUUAGCUAUGGGAAUUCACGAAAAUCUCAAUUUUCAGCAAUAA
This is a messenger RNA of Caenorhabditis auriculariae, 463 nucleotides long. The record is from the annotation of a GenBank genome assembly. Lineage: Eukaryota; Metazoa; Nematoda; Chromadorea; Rhabditida; Rhabditidae.